Molecule: messenger RNA, 3213 nt
Organism: Penicillium expansum
Lineage: Eukaryota; Fungi; Ascomycota; Eurotiomycetes; Eurotiales; Aspergillaceae
Product: Major facilitator superfamily domain, general substrate transporter
Exons: 14
Coding region: 1-3213 (1070 amino acids)
Biological process (GO): transmembrane transport; regulation of DNA-templated transcription
Molecular function (GO): transmembrane transporter activity; DNA-binding transcription factor activity, RNA polymerase II-specific; zinc ion binding
Source: RefSeq, a predicted model, not a curated record
AUGGAGGCGCAGUGCGAAGAAAAACAGCCAACCACCCCUUCAUCUGGAGAUCUAAACCAGGAUCACCCGAAAACUUCCAAGAUCUCGCCUCCUACUUUAGCUCCGGCUCAGGAUGAAUGGGCUACUGGAUUCAAGCUUUUCACUAUAAUGACAGCUGUCACGCUUGUGGCUCUUCUCAUGCUGCUAGAUACUUCGAUUGUUGUAACGGCAAUUCCACGUAUCACGAGCGAAUUCCAUUCUCUUUCCGAUGUAGGUUGGUAUGGUAGUGCGUAUCAGCUUGCAUGCGCGGCACUCCAGCCACUCACUGGUAGAGUAUAUAUGAAUAUGGACUCGAAGUGGACUUUCAUGGGCUUCUUCGCUGUUUUCGAAGUGGGCUCUUUGAUUUGUGCCGUGUCUACCUCCUCAAGAAAGUUGAUUGUUGGAAGAGCAGUGGCUGGAUUAGGAACUUCAGGGAUCUUGAACGGUGCUUUUACGAUCAUAUCCGGGUGUGUCCCAAUGUCAAGAAGACCAACUAUGCUUGGACUUGUAAUGGGCAUCUCGCAAGUUGGGUUGGCUGCCGGACCCUUGAUCGGUGGAGCAUUGACAGAAUUUACCACCUGGCGAUGGUGUUUCUAUAUAAACCUCCCCGUUGGUGGUCUUGUUGCAAUAAUGCUCACCUUUAUCCACAUUCCUCAAACCCCAAAGGCCAAGUUCUCAGAAGCCAUCAGAACACUUCCUGGUAAACUUGAUCUUAUUGGGUUUGCUCUUUUUGCGCCUUCCGCGAUCCAACUUCUGUUGGCAUUACAGUAUGGUGGCAAUGAGUUUACCUGGCACAGUUCCCAGGUCAUCGGACUAUUCUGCGGGGCAGCUGCUACUUUUAUCCUCUUUCUAGUCUGGGACUAUUGCAAGGGCGAUGCAGCUAUGAUACCCUUUUCCAUGAUUCGUAUCAGGGUUGUUUGGUCAAGCUGUCUUGCAUACGGGCUCUUGAUGGGCCAAAUAUUCUGUGCAUCUUACUACCUGCCGAUCUAUUUCCAAGGAGUCAAGGGAGUCAUUCCGCUCAUGAGCGGUGUUUAUGUUCUUCCAAGUAUCCUGGGUCAUCUAUUUGUUGCUCUAGUUUCAGGGAAAAUUGUUGAGAGAGUGGGAUACUAUCUACCUAUAAUUGUGAUUAGUGCAUCACUAAUGGUGGUGGCCAACGGCCUCUUAUCCACACUUACUCCUUGGACUUCGACCGGAAAAUGGAUAGGAUACCAAAUCUUGCUCGGAGUCGCACGAGGCCUCGGCUUACAAGUGCCCAUUAUAGCUGUGCAAACUGCGCUUCCUCCUACGCAAAUUCCCAUUGCUACAGCAUUGGUAAUGUUCAGCCAAACCGUCUCUGGCGCUUUAUUUCUCAGCCUUUCCGAUACAAUCUUCACCAACAGUCUCUCAGCCCUAGUUCCACAAUAUGCUCCAUUAGUGAAUCCCCAAACUAUCAUUAACGCCGGCGCAACUGGGUUCCGCUCUACUUUAUCAGACGCUCAGCUAGCCGGUGUUCUGGUGGCGUACGCAAAGAGUGUUGAUCGCGUCUUCUAUUUGACUACAGACCUCAAUAACUUCAAAAUGGAUACGACCUCAUCGUCACUCCCUGACACGCCCACCCCAUAUGGGCAAUCAUGUGCCAACUGUUCUCAAUCGAAACGCAAGUGUAUCGUUCGGCGCGUCGGUGGACCGUGCGAGCGGUGUUUCAAGACAAAUAAAGAGUGCACUCCAGCUAAAACGACACGACGCCGUAAUACCAAAAGAACAGCUGUCCCUUCUAAGACAACGCGACUCGAGGAAAAGAUAGACAGCCUCGUAUCAAUGAUGAAGGUGGGAACCCAGACUAGUACAGCGAGUCCCCCCGCAACGUCUAGUUUGCAUGAAAGCAUGUUUACCUGUGAGACGGAAACAAAGACUCCCAUCCACAGUCCUUUUGAAAACGGAACAGGCCUGAACUGCCUUGGCGAUGAUCGUAACAACCCUGCACCACCGGCCACACAGGCUACCACGGACUCCUUAGAUAAUAAUGAAUCAAAAGCCGAGCCGUCUCGAAUGGAAGCAGAGGAAUAUCUUACGAAUUUUCAGACCUCGAAACUACAAUAUUUUCCUUUUGUGUACAUUCCCUUCAAAACCAGCUCUGAACUUCUUCGAAAGGAGCGGCCAUUUCUCUGGCUUUGCGUCAUGGCGGUCAGCUCCAAGUCAACCGUGCAACAGCAGAUGCUAGCUGUCUUCACCCAGCUCGCGAUCUCCCUAGUCUUCGAUCUCGGUCUGAAUAAACCAGUCCCCGAAGAGACGUCUAGAACGUCUAAUCUGCAUAAGGUUUCUAGACCCUCGACGCCUCGAACAAUGGAGGAGCGGAGAGCUGUUCUUGGUUGCUUCUUAGUAACAUCGAUAAUAUCUUCUUUCCUACAAAAGAUCGAUGCACUGCGUUGGACAACACAUCUUGAUGAAUGCCUUGAGAUACUAGAUGCCCAGAAGGAAUGCCUCAAUGAUGACAUCCUGGUCCAACAAGUUCGAUUACAGCUUAUUGGAGCGGAUGCCAUUCGAAGCAAGGAGCAUGAGCCUAGCAGUGCAUUUAUGGAGACAACAAGUACAGAGCGUUUUCUUUCCAAGUUAGAUAAUAUCAAAUCCGAUAUUUUUAAUACUGCACCAAAGAAUGUAAUUUUCCUACAUUUUUAUAGCAUUGAGCUAGAAACUGCCCUUUCGGCCAUGUUGUUCUCAUCCAAUCAAUCUGUAAUAUCGCAGGAAAUGUUUCUUCGCACGGGAUUGAAGUCGAUUAUCGCGUGGUUUGAUGUGUUCUUUAUGAUCCCACCCAUCGGUUACAUUGGAUUUCCAUUUUCAAUAUUCUCACAGCUCGUUCGCAGCUUGACCACACUCUACCGAUUUGCUACACUCGAUGAAUCAAUGUGGGACAAAUAUCAUGUUCGAAAAAUAGCGAACCCACUGCUGAUCUUGAAUCGGGUGAUUAGCAACUUUGAGCAAGUGCCAACUGUUGCUAAAUUGGAUAACUGUCACAGUGCGGAGGGAGACGUAUUUUCACGUUCGACACGGAUCUUUCGAUCCCUUCGAUCUGAAUGGGAGUCAAAGUUAGGCCCGGGUAAUGCAACGUUUCCGAUCGUGCCUGCUUCACAUCAUGACGGAAUUCCACUCUUCGAUCCUCUAGGAGAACAAGUUCUGGAUAACGACUGGUUCAUGGAACUGCUGUCAUCAAACCUCUGA